AGGAAAUAUAAGAUAAGAAGGAAGAUAGAGGAAAAGAAUUAAUCAAGGGAGGGGUAAGAUCUUGGAGGGUAACCCCCUCGAAUAGGGGGCACCCUCGCGCGAGAACCCAGCUGGCCUGUGCAUGAUUCCGUCACUGCACGACGGUGGUGACGAAGGGGCUGAUGUCAGUGCGGCCACUCGGCGCCCGCUCCGUGGCUCGGAUGCGCGAACGCGACACCCGCAUCGUCGUCGUACCGCGAGUGAAGCUCCCGGCGGAGGCGGAGGCGGCAGUAGCAGCGGCCGAUGACGGUGAUGGUCAGCCGCGAAACAGUGGUGACUGCUGACUGGUGCACGAUCAAACGCAAUCUCUGUACACGGCCGCGUACACGGUGCCGUGCCGGUCGGUCGGUCGGUUUUGGGGGCGCAGCUUCGGGGAAUAAUGCGCGUUAGGCACGUUACGCGACGACGAGGACGACGGUACGACGCGAGGGACCCGAGCGGCCAGCCGCGGGUGCAGCUGCAGCAACGCAAUUAUGUACGCGUACGGUUUCGAGAUCACGUAGUGGCUGCCGUGUAAUUAUGUUGUCAUCGACGCGCGGCGCGCCCUGUGUAGCUUCACGGUGAAAAUCUGGCGUGAGCGGUGCCGCGGUGGAACGGGGAACAUGGCGUCGGUCUCGGCUGAGACUCCAGCCAGCCAUGGGCACAGCUUCAGCAAGAAGACGUUUCACAAGCCGACGUACUGCCAUAGCUGCACCGACAUGCUGUGGGGCCUCAUACAGCAGGGGUACAUCUGCGAAGUUUGCAACUUCGUGGUGCACGACCGCUGUCUCAAGGCCGUCGUCUCUCCCUGCUCCAGCAUCGCGGCAAGCCUCAUUAAGAAUCCAGUUGCACACUGCUGGUCCGAACAGGUACAUCAUAGAAGAAAAUUCUGCAACGUCUGUCGUAAACGGCUCGAUGAUAAUCUAUCCAUACAUUGUGAAAUAUGCGAAUACUUCGCGCACACGGAGUGCCAGGAUUUUGCCGUGGCAGAUUGCAAGGAGAACGCCACGUAUUUACCUGGGAAGGACUUGGCGCAGGUAAACCACACUCAUCACUGGCGAGAAGGCAAUCUUCCCAGCAGUUCGAAAUGCGCUGUCUGCAAGAAAAAUUGUUUUUCUGCCGAGUGCCUUUCCGGGUUUCGUUGCGAGUGGUGCGGCAUGACGUUGCACUCUUACUGUUAUAAAAAUAUCCCGCAAGAAUGCACCUUUGGGAACUUGGAACCAAUUUACUUACCACCACAUGCAGUCAGCAUUCCACGUACGGAAGUUCCCAUGGAGGCCAUCAUCGGUGUACAAGUACGUCGAAAAGAAGCCCUGGCGCGUGAGUAUUCCUGCCAUAACAUCGGAGAGCAAUUCGAUUUCGCUGAGAGUGAACAAAUUGGGGCUGCAGGCCGUCUAGCCGAAGCUUUGAGGCGCCUUUCACUAGUUUUGCCACGUAGCUGCCAUGGAAAAUGUCAUGCUUCCCCUCCUUAUGUUCGAGCACGAAGCAUAUCGGAAGAGUUCAGCAGCGGGGAUGCAAGGUAUCGUGACAACGGCGAACCAGGACCGGGUAGCGCGCACGGACGUGAUCCGCGUUCACCGAAGGAGAAAGAAGAUAAAGAAAGAGGUGACGAAGAGAUGAUCAAGGUGUACGACGGCAACAAUUCCCUCAGAAGACGGAUAUUUCGCGUGAUCACGGUGCCCCGGCAAGCCACCACCGAACAGGUCCUGACGUCGGCGCUUCGCGCAUUUCACAUCACGAGAGAUCCUAGCAACUUUUACCUCACCGACGUGUACGCCACCGAUGAAACCGAAUUAUGCGAUCCAAAUCCGGUUCUAAACUUGAAUCGAAAAGAGGGCAAACGUCCGGCUGUCUUCUUACGGUUCAAGGAUAGCGAAAGCGGAGAGGUACGCGUCUAUCCGGGCAAAUUGCAGGUGUCAGAGUCGUUCUGUAUAGUACCUGUCACAGAGGCGACAACGAUCGCGGAUUUGAUCGAGGAAGCGCUUCAAAAGUUCGGUUUGCAAAAUUUUAAAUCGGAAGAUUACAGAUGCAGCGAGAUUCUUCUGGAUCAUGGUGUCACCGAAAGAGUUUUGUGCCGCGACGAGAAGCCGUGGGAAAUCGUGAAGCAGCUUGGCAAAGAUUCGAUCAGGCAAAUGGAAUUGAUGCGAUUUUACCUUCAGCUUAAACAGGAUCCCCAUGGACCCAAUUUAGCUUUGUUCGUGGGAAAUUUGCCGCCAAAUCUCUCCGAAAGGAGUUACGAAAACAUGUUGACCGAAUUCUUAGGCAAAGAAAAUAAAUUCUCAUCUAUCGGUCCAAUAUACUACGAGUACGGCUCGAUGGUGAUCAUUUACGAGGACUCGAACAAGGCUGUUACAGCGUUGUACACGUUAAGAGAAUCAAAAUACGAGGACAAACAUCUUUUAGUUAUGCUGUUACCAAGUAUCGAGCCGAGCAUGGUGCCUCCAGGUGUGCAACCUUUACUCGUCUUCGUGAACGUGAAAUCUGGCGGUUGCCAAGGGCUUCAAUUGAUCUCCAGCUUUCGAAAACUUUUGAAUCCGUAUCAGGUGUUCGAUCUCGACAAUGGAGGUCCGCUUCCUGGGUGUGUAAANNAUUACAAAAUCUUGGUUUGCGGUGGCGACGGGACAAUAGGAUGGGUGUUGCAGUGUUUGGAUAACGUGGGCCAGGACAGUGAGUGUUCCUCGCCUGCCUGCGCCAUUGUUCCCCUUGGUACAGGAAACGAUCUUGCCCGUGUCCUGUGCUGGGGUUCCGGUUACACAGGCGACGAGGAUCCCCUCAACUUGCUUCGAGACGUGAUCGACGCGGAAAAAUCCAUGUUGGACAGGUGGACAGUGGUGUGUCACACGGAGGAGAAAGAGGACAAGCAAUCGUCCACUAAUGCGGGAGGAGCGGGUGCACCUAGCGAGGACAAUACGCAAAUAUUGGUGAUGAACAAUUACUUCGGUAUUGGCCUCGAUGCCGAUCUUUGUUUAGACUUUCACAACGCCAGAGAAGAAAAUCCAAACAAAUUUAAAAGCAGAUUGCGUAACAAAGGGGUGUACGUGACCAUGGGUUUACGAAAAAUGGUAAAACGGAAACCGUGCAAAGAUUUGCACAAAGAAAUACGACUGGAAGUGGACGGGAGACUCGUCGAAUUACCUCAAGUCGAAGGAAUAAUUAUUCUAAACAUUUUAAGUUGGGGUUCUGGGGCAAAUCCUUGGGGACCAGACAUCAAGGAAGACCACUUUCAAACACCGAAUCACGGGGAUGGGAUGUUGGAGGUGGUCGGAGUCACGGGUGUUAUGCAUCUCGGACAAAUUCAAUCUGGUCUCCGUACAGCGAUGAGGAUAGCACAGGGUGGACAUAUAAAAAUUCAUUUGUACUCCGACAUACCAGUACAAGUGGACGGAGAACCAUGGAUCCAGAGUCCGGGGGAUAUCGUAGUUUUGAAAUCGGCACUGACGGCCACGAUGCUGAAGAAGACCAAGGGUAAAAUGAAACGGCGUAACACAGAGUCCAGCAUGCAGCUGGCGCUUCAGGCAGCAGCCUCGAACGAUCCGGAGCCUGAACUCUUCUGAGUGUCCGAAUAUAGAGUCCCGUGCAAGCGGAUGGAUGUCACGACACGAGUAUUAUCACGUAUUUGCACGCAUAAGUGGCACGGUUGUAGCACAACACGCAACAAACGAAAUCGGCCUCGAAAUUCGUCUGUCUGACCACGGUCACGCGCUGUACGAACUUGUUAUUUCUAGUAAGCACAAAGAACGGAAAAAAAGAAAAAAAAAAAAAAAAGAAAGGCGAGAAAGAGAAGGAUCAUACACACGAAUAAUAUACCACAACACUGAUAUACGAUGCAUAUACAUACACAAGUGAGUACAAUUUCUCUUUGAUGAAUAAAAAAAAAAAAAACGCAAGCGGGAGCUCCUUUAGGAAAUAUAAUAAAGAAGAAAAGUGCGAACCUGAUGAUUUUACUUACCACACACGAAGCUCUCCGUGAUCGCUAAAGAAUCCAGAAGAAUGGAGAAAUGGAGGAAAAAGAAAAAAAAAAAAAAGAAAAAAAGAGGACAACCAGGACAAACGCUCGUCUAUGUGGACACACAUCAUUAUAAACUCAAAGAUAAUCUUUAAUGUCCUUUUUCCGAGUUGCUAGGAUGAAAACAACUAGAUCUCAUUUUUAAAUGUUAAUAAUCAUUAAUUGUAGCAUUGUACGUAGCUUUGAUCGAUAUUUUUUUAGUAAAACGAUAAAACAAAAGAGAGAGGAGGAUUAAGAGAGAAGAGAGAAUGCAUGAGCGAGAGAGAGAGAGAGAGAGAGAGAGAGAGAGAUUUUAUGUAUGUUGAGUAUGUAAGGGAAAAAGAAAGAAAGAGAGGGAGAGAAAGAGAAAAAUGAAGCGAGUCAGAAAGAGUGAAAGGAGUGUUAUACAUGAUAGGAUAAUUAAAAAUCACGUUACCAAAAACAGCAGCAGUAUUGAAACAAGUUUCUCCCCCGUUUAAUUCGCUUGACAGCCAUAUUUGCGCAUUUACGUUGUAUAGUUCGUUAUUUAGUCUCGGAAAUGCGAUCGAAAGAAAUGA
Apis dorsata (giant honeybee) is the source of this 4560-nucleotide messenger RNA. RefSeq names its product diacylglycerol kinase theta. Gene Ontology annotation, biological process: diacylglycerol metabolic process; lipid phosphorylation; intracellular signal transduction. The coding region runs from base 642 to 3572 and encodes 976 amino acids. The transcript has 18 exons. The record is from RefSeq and is a predicted model, not a curated record. Lineage: Eukaryota; Metazoa; Arthropoda; Insecta; Hymenoptera; Apidae. Gene Ontology annotation, molecular function: RNA binding; ATP-dependent diacylglycerol kinase activity.